UUUCUUAAAACUGCAUUGUUGGUUAAGGGCUUGUAAGUAAGCAUUUCACUGUAAGGUCUACAACGGUUGUAUUCGGCGCAUGUGACAAAUAACAUUUGAUUUGAUGGUUGGUUUAGAAAAAAAGUUAUCACACCCUUUCUAGAGUUCAGUAGAUCAAAUGUAUUACCCAAGACAAGUGGAGUACUAAUUGCCCCAUUUGUCACCAUGGUACCUUGUUGUCUGUCAUUGUUAGCCAUGCCCCUUCAGUUUCACUCUAAAAUGACCUUAGAGUUAACAAAUGAGGGUCAAAUCAAAUCAAAGUUUACUUGUCAUGUGCACCGUGCUGGGCGCAGAAUACAACAGGGAAAUGCUUAGUGGUGCAAAAAAUAAUAGGGACAAAAUUAACAAUACAAUAGUCAUCAAACUUGGGGUGGUGUGUAGGCCUACGUGGGCGACAGGUGGCCUAGUUGUUAGAGCAUUGGGCCAGUAACUGAAAGGGUGCAAGAUCGAAUCCUGAGCUGACAAUGUAAAAAUGUGUCGUUCUGUCCCUGAACAAGGCAGUUAACCCACUGAAAUAAGAACUUGUUCUUAACUGACUUGCCUAGUUAAAUAAAUGUACAAAAUAAUGAUAAUAGCUUACAACACACAUCACUAGUCAUUAGCAGUGUGGAAGGGCAGAGGGGCGUGGUAAUCUCCGCGGCGCCACUUUAAAAAAACAGUCGCGUUGAUAUGUUAAUCUUUCACCGUGAAAGCCUCGUCACUAUUGGCUGAGAGCCGCCGUCCCUUUGAGACCGGAGGCCCCAUUGGCUGGUGCUCAGCGAGACACUCACGCGCACAAUAUCUUCCUUCUUUUGUUAUUGUACGGAGCGCGAGGUUUCUGGGCGCUAGCAGGAUGCACGAGCGGAGACAGCGAGGCUGAUAGUCAUAUCGACAGGGAUAGAAGCAGAUAGCCCCUUAGGGGAGGAAGGAAAGUCGGGUUACUAGCUACCUCAGUGCACCACAUUCACCACUAUUUCACUUCUUAUCCUUCAAUACUCCGGCUGAUGUCAUCAUGUCGGUAAACGCCCCCAGCAGCAAUGACGCCUGCCUGAGCAUCGUGCACAGCCUCAUGUGCCACCGGCAGGGUGGCGAGAAUGAGGGUUUCGCCAAGCGUGCCAUCGAGAGCCUGGUGAAGAAGCUCAAGGAGAAGAAGGACGAGCUGGACUCGCUCAUCACCGCCAUCACCACCAACGGUGUGCACCCCAGCAAGUGUGUCACCAUCCAGAGGACCCUGGACGGACGCCUGCAGGUUGCAGGGAGGAAAGGCUUCCCCCAUGUGAUCUACGCUCGAUUAUGGCGCUGGCCAGACCUACACAAGAAUGAGCUAAAGCACGUCAAGUUCUGCCAAUACGCCUUCGACCUCAAAUAUGACAAUGUGUGUGUCAACCCUUACCACUAUGAGAGAGUGGUUUCGCCCGGCAUUGUUGGUCUCAGUCUCCAAAAUACAGCCCUCUCUCCUCUAGGCCCCCCUGGGAGGCUGAUCAAGGAGGAGUAUAUUCAUGACUGUAUCCAGAUGGAUAUGCCACCAGGCAUAUCCCCCCACCCAGGGGCGCUCAAGCUACAGCCUCCGGACCACUACGGCCAGCCACUCCCGCCUCUGCAGCUCCCGCCGGAACCGCAGCGGGCCCCUCUGCCCAUCACCCUCUACCCCAACAUGCCCCUCUCGCCCACAGUGUCCGGCUCUAUGCUGCCUCUCCAGGGAGGUCACAGUGAGGGGCUCCUACAGAUAGCCACUCCUCAGGGUCAGGUCAUGACCCCUAUGACCCCCACGCCGCCCCCCUCCACCCCAACACACGGGCUGCCACACGGGCCACCGCAGAACCCCCAGCCACCCCAGCCCCCGCCUGGUCAGAAUGGAUACAACAGCUCCAAACACACACAGUCACAGGCUGCGUUCCACACAACUUGGACAGGUAGUAGCACAGCCUCCUACACUCCUGUGGGACCCCAACAACAGAAUGGGCAUGGCCACCAACAGCCUCCUCUCCACCAUCCAACCAGCUUCUGUAAGUUUGGCAGUUACAGGUCUCAGCAUCAUGGCUCAGCCUCAUUUCCUCCCCCUGUGUCCAAUCAUCCAGGGCCAGAGUUCUGGUGCUCCAUCUCCUACUUUGAAAUGGAUGUGCAGGUGGGGGAGAUGUUCAAGGUGCCGGCUAGCUGCCCGGUGGUGACGGUGGACGGCUACGUGGACCCCUCAGGGGGCGACCGCUUCUGUCUGGGCCAGCUAAGCAACGUCCACCGCACCGACGCCAGCGAAAGAGCCAGGUUGCACAUAGGUAAAGGAGUGCAGCUGGAGUGUCGUGGUGAGGGAGAUGUGUGGAUGCGCUGUAUGAGCGACCACGCCGUGUUCGUGCAGAGCUACUACUUGGAUCGAGAGGCAGGUAGAGCGCCAGGCGACGCAGUACACAAGAUCUACCCCGGCGCCUACAUCAAGGUGUUUGACCUGAGACAGUGUCACAGGCAAAUGCAGCAGCAGGCAGCUACAGCGCAGGCAGCGGCAGCAGCUCAGGCUGCCGCCGUGGCAGGCAACAUCCCUGGGCCAGGCAGCGUUGGAGGCAUAGCCCCUGCAGUCAGUCUUUCUGCAGCAGCAGGGAUAGGUGUGGACGACCUCCGGAGGCUGUGUAUACUGCGGCUGAGCUUUGUGAAGGGCUGGGGCCCUGACUACCCCCGGCAGAGCAUCAAACAUACCCCCUGUUGGGUGGAGGUACACCUGCACCGGGCUCUGCAGCUGCUGGACGAGGUACUACACACCAUGCCCUUGGCCGACCCAGGACCCGCUAACUGAGUAAAAGGAAAGAGGAUCAGUUAAAAAUCCAUACUGGGUUAAAAACGUACACACACACACACACACACACACACACACACACACAGCAGUAAAAAUGUAUGUUUUUGUCAUACCCGUGAUAUGCUGUCAGCCAAUCAGCAUUCAGGGCUCGAACCACCCAGUUUAUAAAGGCUGAUACAGAUUGAUACAUGCACAUACAAUCACAUGCAUGUUUCUGUUCUAUGUAACACACACAAUGUAGAGCUACUCAAAGCCCCACAAAGGCUAUCCUCAAUCUCUCCGUCACACACAGACACACACUCAAGCAGCCAACAAUCACUGCACUCUCCUUAACCACUUGUACUGUCUCCCACACGCCCAUGCAACCACUAACCAAACCUGUGGGCAUGCAGAUAUAAAACUACUGAUGUCCUGAUCAUACUUUCCAUGUUUUGUGAACAUUAAUUAUUGUUUCACAGCACAAACACUACAAAGCAGCCUUGACCCCUGAAUUAUCUUUCAUAGAGGUUCUAUAUUAUAGUAUAAACAGGUAACAUUAGUGAAAAUGUAGUAGUAAUUUAUGUUUAUUCUUCUAUUCUCUACAGAAAUAGAAAUGCACUGUAGAAAUCUAGGGAUGCUUUUCAGAGAUCCAGUGUUCUGACAUGAUACAAGCACUUUAGUACUCCUCAAAUGCACACACAAUCCACACUUGCUCAUUUCCUUCUUACAUGUACACACACACACACACACACACACACACACACACACACACACACACACACACACACACACACACACACACACA
Molecule: messenger RNA, 3584 nt
Organism: Oncorhynchus mykiss (rainbow trout)
Lineage: Eukaryota; Metazoa; Chordata; Actinopteri; Salmoniformes; Salmonidae
Product: SMAD family member 4-like
Biological process (GO): cell differentiation; regulation of transcription by RNA polymerase II; SMAD protein signal transduction
Cellular component (GO): heteromeric SMAD protein complex
Molecular function (GO): RNA polymerase II cis-regulatory region sequence-specific DNA binding; DNA-binding transcription factor activity, RNA polymerase II-specific; I-SMAD binding
Source: RefSeq, a predicted model, not a curated record